UCUCGAUACACUUGUAGAAAGAAUCCAGAUUCUUGAUCAGUCGUGAGAGAAUCUGAUCCUCUUAUCUUCACCACACGCAAGAGCCAUUCCUAAAUCCAACCCCAAGUAACACACUACACACUAGGUUGAACAUGGCUGCGAUAAUGGGAGCUUCCUCCACUUUAGCAAUCUUUGCUUCUCACUCAUCAAUAACUCCCUCUCUCUCUCUCCACCCAUCUCCACGGCUGAGCUCAGGGAGAAAAUUCUAUGGAGGAGUUACAGUCCCCUUGAACAAAGGGAGCUCUCAUUUCCAUUUCUCAAUUUCCAAUGUUGCCACUUCUCCUGCUCAGCAAGAGGUUCAGAAGCUUGCUUCUUCGAGGGAGAAUCAGAGGCCUGUUUAUCCAUUUGCAGCUAUAGUUGGGCAGGAUGAGAUGAAACUGUGCCUUUUGCUGAAUGUGAUUGAUCCGAAGAUCGGAGGGGUGAUGAUCAUGGGUGACAGGGGGACCGGGAAGUCUACAACCGUUAGAUCUUUAGUCGAUCUACUCCCUGAAAUCAAAGUAGUCUACGGGGAUCCAUUUAACUCGGAUCCAGAGGAUGCUGAAGUGCAGGGGCCGGAAGUACGUGACAAAGUCAUGAAAGGCGAACAGCUCCCUGUCAUAGCUACAAAGAUCAAUAUGGUUGAUCUGCCUUUGGGUGCCACGGAAGAUAGAGUUUGUGGCACAAUCGACAUUGAGAAAGCCCUUACCGAAGGUGUGAAGGCGUUCGAGCCUGGUCUCCUAGCAAAGGCCAACAGAGGGAUUCUUUAUGUGGACGAGGUUAAUCUUUUGGAUGAUCAUUUAGUGGACGUUCUGCUCGAUUCUGCUGCCUCGGGAUGGAACACUGUGGAGAGGGAGGGAAUCUCGAUUUCACACCCGGCCAGGUUCAUACUCAUCGGAUCAGGUAAUCCGGAAGAGGGAGAAUUGAGGCCGCAGCUUCUUGAUCGUUUUGGGAUGCACGCCCAAGUUGGAACAGUGAAGGACGCGGAGCUCAGGGUGAAGAUAGUCGAGGAGAGAGCACGAUUCGACAAGAAUCCUCAAGAGUUCAGGAAGUCCUACAUCGCGGAGCAAGAGAAACUCCAGCAGCAAAUUGACUCAGCCAGGAGUGGCCUUUCUUCCGUUACAAUAGAUCACGAUCUUCGAGUGAAAAUCUCCAAGGUAUGCGCAGAGCUCAACGUGGAUGGAUUGAGAGGCGAUAUAGUUACGAAUAGGGCAGCAAGAGCAUUGGCUGCUCUCAAGGGAAGAGAUAGAGUAACAACGGAGGAUAUUGCCACUGUCAUCCCCAACUGCUUGAGACACCGGCUUAGAAAGGACCCUCUGGAGUCGAUCGACUCGGGCUUGCUUGUGAUCGAGAAAUUCUAUGAAGUUUUUGCCUGAGGGAGGUAAAAAUUUCAUAUUUUUUUUCUAGUGCAAGGUUUUGGUAUGACGGUUUUUUAUACUUGGCUGUUCAAUUUUGGAGCUGCAAAACAAACUAUUAGCAUUUUGUGGUUGAUUUGGUGGAAUGAAGUUGAUUGGUUAGAAUUUGUCAAAA
Molecule: messenger RNA, 1545 nt
Organism: Salvia splendens (bonfire salvia)
Lineage: Eukaryota; Viridiplantae; Streptophyta; Magnoliopsida; Lamiales; Lamiaceae
Product: magnesium-chelatase subunit ChlI, chloroplastic
Exons: 3
Coding region: 132-1391 (419 amino acids)
Biological process (GO): chlorophyll biosynthetic process
Cellular component (GO): chloroplast stroma
Molecular function (GO): ATP binding; magnesium chelatase activity; ATP hydrolysis activity
Source: RefSeq, a predicted model, not a curated record